AUGCGUCGAACCGCUCCUCUCUGCGCACCCAAGGCCCUCUCGGCACCGGCGGUCACCCAGGCGCUUCAGUCGCUGCCGGGUUGGAGGGUGAACGGCAACAACCAAAACGCCAUCGAGCGGGACUACGUCUUUGCCGACUUCACGGAGGCGAUGCGCUACAUGAACAUGGUCGCGCCGGUUUGUGAAAAGAUGCAGCAUCAUCCGUGCUGGUCAAACAUAUACAACCGCCUGCACGUGCAGCUGACGACGCACGACGCCGGCAACAAGGUGACGCAGGCGGACGUGGAUCUGGCAAAGGCCAUGAACGCGGCGCACGAAGCGAUGCGCAGGCAUUGA
This is a messenger RNA of Leishmania major strain Friedlin, 336 nucleotides long. RefSeq names its product putative opterin-4-alpha-carbinolamine dehydratase. The transcript has a single exon. Gene Ontology annotation, molecular function: 4-alpha-hydroxytetrahydrobiopterin dehydratase activity. Gene Ontology annotation, biological process: tetrahydrobiopterin biosynthetic process. NCBI's taxonomy places the organism in Eukaryota, Euglenozoa, Kinetoplastea, Trypanosomatida, Trypanosomatidae. The coding region runs from base 1 to 336 and encodes 111 amino acids. The record is from RefSeq and is a predicted model, not a curated record.